AUGGCCCAGAAAGCUUUAAAGAGAAGUCACUACAACCCUCUACUUAACCUUCAACUCUCAGCACAGAAUACCAAGAUGACACAGCAUCAACAUCUGAGUCAGCAGCAACUACCCAUGGUAUGGAUUGGCACACCAAGCAGAAAGCAGAUAAGUGCCUGGCUCAAGCCAUCAAUGCCACAGGCUCUCCUCUCAUGCUUACAACCAAUGUUCACUGGAGAAGUUUCUUGAACAUUCUAAGUGCAUACUUCCCUCCAACCAGGCAUGCUUUGUCAACCAACGUGUUGCAGGCAGAACAUGUCAGAGUGCAAGAAAAGGUAAAUGUCACUACUGACAAGACAGAAUGUGUUGCUGUGAUCUCUGAUAGAUGGUCCAAUGUAUGUGGGGAAGGUAUUAUCGAUUACAUUGUCUGCACUCCCCCACCCAAUGUUUUACAAAAGCACUGACACAAAAAUCAACAGACACACAAGCAAAUUCAUUGCAGAUGAGCUGAUAAAAUAGUUUUGCCGUAGUUACAGACAAUGUGGCAAAUAUGAAAGCAGCUUGGAGACAAGUCAAAGAAGCCUUCCCUCACAUCACUCCAAUUGGCUGUGCAGCACAUGGUCUCAAUCUUCUCCUGGGAGACAUCAUGGGCCUGGAAACCAUGCAGACCCUGUACAAUAAAGCCAAGAAGGUAGUGAAAUAUGUCAAAGGGAAACGGGUGGCCUCAGCAAUGUUCAGAGAAAAACUGUGUGAAAAGCAGAAAAACACCUCUCUCAAACUGCCCUGCAAAACCAGAUGGUGCUCAUCUGUAAUACUGUAUACAAGCCUUCUAGAAGGCAAAGUGUCCCUGCAAGAGAUGACCAUCUCAAGAGUCCAUACAAAAUUAUUCUACCAUCAAGAAGACAAUCCUUGAUGAUGUGUUUUGGGAGCACGUUGGCAUCUACCUGACCUUACUCACCCCAACUGCAUCUGCCAUUAACCAGGUGAAGAGAGAUGGGGCAGUCUUGUCAGAUGUUUAAUGGCUCUUCACAGAUCUGCGUGAGCAGAUUGGUGCUUCACUGACAACGUCUUUGCUGGACGAAGCAGAAGAGGAUGCAGUUUUGGAAAUGAUUGACAAAAGGCAAGACUUCUGCACCAAGCCCAUCCAUGCAGCUUUUUGCUGGAUCCAAAAUGUGCCAGAAUGCCUCAACCUGUCUGCGGAGCAGAUAAUGUCAGCAUACGACAUGACUUCAGCCAUGGCACACCACCUUUAG
Molecule: messenger RNA, 1232 nt
Organism: Coregonus sp. 'balchen'
Lineage: Eukaryota; Metazoa; Chordata; Actinopteri; Salmoniformes; Salmonidae
Source: the annotation of a GenBank genome assembly